This is a messenger RNA of Anopheles bellator, 1341 nucleotides long. RefSeq names its product protein obstructor-E (gene Gasp). Gene Ontology annotation, molecular function: chitin binding. The transcript is spliced from 5 exons. Lineage: Eukaryota; Metazoa; Arthropoda; Insecta; Diptera; Culicidae. The record is from RefSeq and is a predicted model, not a curated record. The coding region runs from base 327 to 1127 and encodes 266 amino acids. Gene Ontology annotation, cellular component: extracellular region.
UUUCGCUGCGUACGGCUGCACCUGGGCGAACUAGUGGAGAACCACCGAGCGCUGCUCUGACAUACCUAGCUCCGUCUGACCCUCCGUGUGAGACUCUGAAGGACUCUGCGGGAUUCGGUUGUUGUUCGAGGUGUCGUUCUCGAGUUUAUUGUUUCUGGGGAAGUUGUGUGCACGAGAGAGAGAGAGAGAAUUGCGAGAGGCGAAUUCUGGUGGCGUGACGUAGAGCGUGAAUCCUGCGUCUAGUGUCGGAAGUGUCCUAGUACCCGAGUGCCCAACGGCCUGUGCCCAAUUCCCCCCCGUUUAGUGACGCAGUGCGGACAGUCAGAAUGAAGUAUAGCAUAGUGUCCGUGAUCGCCCUCUUCGGAGCUGCUGUGGCCCAGGAGAGCUUCAAGUGUCCGGAUGACUUCGGUUUCUACCCGCAUCAGAGCUCCUGCGACAAGUACUGGAAGUGCGACAACAACGUGUCCGAGCUGAAGACCUGCGGCAAUGGGUUGGCCUUCGACGCGUCAGACUCCAAGUACCUGACGGAGAACUGCGACUACCUGCACAACGUGGACUGUGGCGACCGCACCCAGCUAGAACCUCCGAUCUCCACGUCCCACUGCGAGCGUCUGUACGGUAUCUUCCCGGAUGCGGGCAAGUGUGACGUGUUCUGGAACUGCUGGAACGGUGAGGCCUCGCGCUACCAAUGCUCGCCCGGACUGGCCUACGACCGUGAUGCGCGUGUGUGCAUGUGGGCCGAUCAGGUGCCGGAAUGCAGAAACGAAGAGGUAGCCAACGGAUUCUCCUGCCCCGCUGCCGGUGAGAUCGCCAACGCUGGUUCCUUCUCGCGACAUGCCCAUCUGGAGGACUGCCGCAAGUACUACAUCUGCCUGGAGGGAGUCGCCCGCGAGUACGGCUGCCCGAUCGGAACGGUCUUCAAGAUUGGCGAAGCCGACGGCACCGGCAACUGCGAGGACCCGGAGGACGUUCCCGGAUGCGAAGAUUACUACGGUGAUUUGGACUUGAAGAGCAUCCGCAAGGGUGAGCUCCUUGCCGGUCUGGCCGGCCAGUCCGGUGGUGCGCCCGCUCCCACCAAAGCUAACGUUAAGUCCAACCGUCCGGCACCGUCCAAGGACAGUAACUAGAGGAUGCGCGCGCGCGGGGAUAGGACCGUCACAAGAGCCCGCGGGGUGGGGAGGGAACGCUAGAGAUAUACAGCAUACCGAUAGGACACACGAAAAAGGACGAGUGGCAGGGACCAACGAUACAAACUGACAGCAACCGUAAGAGCAGCAGAGAGACAACGAGAGAGAGCGAGCGAGAUAGAUCAAAAGAUAAAUAGAAAGAGUGAGAGAGAGA